GUUUUGUUUGCUCGUUUCAAACUUCAACCUCGAUUAUUUGUCUCCAUUUGUUGGGAAAAAAGCUUUUCUCCAAGUUUAAUUAGUAUGGGGAGAGGUAAGAUUGUGAUAAGGAGGAUCGACAAUUCGACGAGCAGGCAAGUGACGUUCUCGAAGCGGCGGAACGGAUUGUUGAAGAAGGCGAAGGAGCUGGCAAUCCUCUGCGAUGCCGAGGUCGGAGUUAUGAUAUUCUCCAGCACCGGCAAGCUCUAUGAUUUUUCAAGCACCAGCAUGAAGGCGGUAAUUGACCGGUACAACAAAGCAAAAGAGGAUCAUCAGCAACUCUCUAAUCCAACCUCUGAAGUUAAGUUCUGGCAAAGGGAGGCCGCAAUGUUAAGGCAACAACUACAGAGCUUACAAGAAAACCAUCGGCAAAUAAUGGGUGAAGAGUUGUCUGGGUUGAGUGUCAAAGAUUUACAGAACCUGGAAAACCAAUUGGAAAUGAGUCUACAUGGCGUCCGUAUAAAAAAGGACCAAAUUUUGAUGCAAGAAAUACAGGAAUUGAACAGAAAGGGAAAUCUCAUUCACCAAGAAAAUGUCGAACUGUAUAAGAAGGUAAACCUAAUUCGUCAAGAAAACAUGGACUUGUAUAAGAAGGUCUAUGGGACAAGGGAUGUGAACGGAGCAAAUAGAACUGCCCUCCUCACAGAUGGUCUGGGCAUGGGAGAGAACUCACAUGGACCCGUCCAUCUCCAGCUUAGCCAGCCACAACAACAAAACUAUGAAACAUCAACAAGAGCUACAAAAUUGGGACUACAACUUCACUAGCAUCAGCAUCAACUGGUGAUGGGUAUUACUUGAUUUCUAUCAACAGAAGGAUUAUAGUUACAAGAUUACGCUUCUAUUACCCUGAUUUGAUAAAAGCAACAGACCAAUCAAGAAAAAGAGCUUGGCUUGAAACAAGCAAUGAAUUGACAGGUGUGUUAUGAUUAAAGACACCAGCCACUUAUGUAAAUGUAAAAGUUAGAUAUA
Messenger RNA from Morus notabilis, 1008 nucleotides. Its product is annotated as MADS-box transcription factor 23. Gene Ontology annotation, biological process: positive regulation of transcription by RNA polymerase II. The record is from RefSeq and is a predicted model, not a curated record. The transcript has 9 exons. Lineage: Eukaryota; Viridiplantae; Streptophyta; Magnoliopsida; Rosales; Moraceae. Gene Ontology annotation, molecular function: RNA polymerase II cis-regulatory region sequence-specific DNA binding; DNA-binding transcription factor activity, RNA polymerase II-specific; protein dimerization activity. Gene Ontology annotation, cellular component: nucleus. Bases 85 to 804 code for a protein of 239 amino acids.